Rana temporaria (common frog) is the source of this 2066-nucleotide messenger RNA. RefSeq names its product glycine amidinotransferase (gene GATM). The transcript is spliced from 9 exons. The record is from RefSeq and is a predicted model, not a curated record. NCBI's taxonomy places the organism in Eukaryota, Metazoa, Chordata, Amphibia, Anura, Ranidae. Gene Ontology annotation, cellular component: mitochondrion. Bases 116 to 1372 code for a protein of 418 amino acids. Gene Ontology annotation, biological process: creatine biosynthetic process. Gene Ontology annotation, molecular function: amidinotransferase activity.
GAGCUUUUGCAGCUGUACUCAACCCCAGACCACUUGGCUUGAGUUGGGAUAACACAAGGCUUUUGAGCUGCCUCAUUCAUUGAGAACAUUCCUUCCCUUAGGUAGCCCAGGCACCAUGCUGCGUGUAAGAUGUGUGAGAGGAGGAAGCAGGGGAGCAGAAGCUGUCCACUACAUAGGAUCCAUGCUGAGUAAAGGCCUCGUCGGAUGGGUGCAGCGAACUUUCCAGAGCACCCAGGCAGCUGCAGCUACCCAGAAAGACUGCGCUGCUGACGAAACCACCCUCCAAGACUCUCCUGUCUGCUCCUACAAUGAGUGGGACCCGCUGGAAGAAGUCAUUGUGGGGAGACCAGAAAAUGCAAGCGUUCCUCCAUUUACAGUGGAAGUCAAGGCAAACACGUAUGAAAAAUACUGGCCUUUCUACCAGAACUAUGGAGGACAGAGGUUUCCUCAUGAACACGUGAAGAUCGCUGUACAGGAAAUUGAGGAAAUGUGCAAUAUUUUACGACAUGAAGGCGUUACUGUCCAAAGACCUGAAGUAAUCGAUUGGUCAACUCAGUAUAAAACACCUGACUUCGAAUCUACAGGUCUGUAUGCUGCUAUGCCUAGAGACAUCCUGCUGGUUGUUGGUAAUGAGAUCAUUGAAGCUCCUAUGGCGUGGAGGUCCCGCUUCUUUGAAUACAGGGCCUACCGUCCCUUAAUUAAGGAUUAUUUCCGUCGUGGGGCAAAGUGGACCACAGCACCUAAACCAACAAUGUCUGAUGAGCUCUAUGACCAGGAAUAUCCUAUUCGUACUGUUGAAGACCGACACAAACUGGCUGCUCAGGGAAAAUUUGUUACUACAGAACAUGAGCCCUGUUUUGAUGCUGCUGACUUCAUGAGAGCCGGAAGAGACAUCUUUGCACAAAGAAGCCAGGUGACAAAUUACCUUGGAAUUGAAUGGAUGCGCAGGCAUCUGGCUCCAGAGUACAAGGUGCACGUUAUCUCAUUUAAGGACCCAAAUCCUAUGCAUAUCGAUGCCACCUUCAACAUUAUUGGACCAGGACUUGUACUUUCUAACCCAGAUCGUCCCUGCCAUCAGAUUGACUUGUUCAAGAAAGCUGGCUGGACUGUUGUCAUUCCCCCCACUCCACUCAUCCCAGAUGAUCAUCCUCUGUGGAUGUCCUCAAAAUGGCUCUCAAUGAAUGUUCUAAUGUUGGAUGAAAAACGUGUAAUGGUGGAUGCCAAUGAAACUUCCAUUCACAAGAUGUUUGAGAAGUUGGGUAUCUCCACCGUUAAAGUGAGUAUUCGCCAUGCGAAUUCCUUAGGAGGUGGUUUCCAUUGCUGGACCUGUGAUGUUCGUCGCCGUGGAACCCUGCAGUCCUAUUUCAGAUAAAAAGUUGGAAAUGAGCAGUAAACAAGCUUUUAAGCGCCUCAAUCUAUAUACAAGGCAAAUAUCAAAACAUAGCUAGCUUAGAACAGCCUGCUUCCAAUUACAAUCCUAUCUGGUGAUGAAUAAUUAGCUUUAUGACCAAAAAAAUGCAGACUGAAACUUAUGCUGCUCUGAGUUUCAAGAUUUUAGAUUGUUACAUUUACAUUAAAGAACCAUCCCACAUUUUACAGGACUGCAAGGUGCUGACAACAACAAUGCACUAAUUAUAUCUGCCUGUCUACCUCUGUUUUAUCAAAGAAGCAGCUUGAAAUGUACCAUGUAAUUUCCAUGUCUUUGUUAUCUUGUAAGGAUUUAUUGGUUACACUCUAACAAAUUAUGAGAUUGAACCUCAAAACAUUGACCCCAGAUUAUUAAAGGUUUAGUAUGUUUGAUAAGAAGUCUAUAAUUUAACCAGGACUAUGCCUAGUUUCCUUCUCAUUAAACAGUUCAAAACUUUUUAUAGCUCCACUUUAAAAUGUACAGUUUUCUUUGCACUAUCUAUAAAGUCUUUUACUCAUAAAUUGACAUGCAAAAGUUGAAAAAAGUAUUAAAGGCAAGUAUAUGUUUUUUUUUAGAAAUGCAUGUACAAGAGGUCAGCAUGCCAUGAAUAAUACUAUCAGUGUGUGUUUAAUAUUUUAAAUAAACUUGCUGCUAUGCA